Messenger RNA from Lagenorhynchus albirostris (white-beaked dolphin), 1689 nucleotides. RefSeq names its product HIV Tat-specific factor 1-like. The transcript has a single exon. Gene Ontology annotation, cellular component: U2 snRNP; U2-type spliceosomal complex. The record is from RefSeq and is a predicted model, not a curated record. Gene Ontology annotation, biological process: mRNA splicing, via spliceosome. Gene Ontology annotation, molecular function: RNA binding. Lineage: Eukaryota; Metazoa; Chordata; Mammalia; Artiodactyla; Delphinidae.
AACAUGAGCGGCAACAACUUGGAUGAGAACGACGAGUUUGAUGAGCAGUUGCGAAUGCAAGAAUUGUACGGAGGCACUGAGGACGGCGACACCGAGAAAGAUCCCGGUGGAGAAAACGAUUCUUUCCAGCAGCAGCCGACUGACACCCCAAACGAGUGGGACCUGGACAAGAAGGCUUGGUUCCCCGAGAUCACUGAAGAUUUUAUUGCUACAUAUCAGGCCAAUUAUGGCUUUUCUAAUGACGGUGCGUCUAGUUCUACUGCGAAUGUCCAAGAUGUCAGUGCUAGGACUGCAGAGGAACCUCCACAAAGAAAAUCCCCCGAACCCAGUGAUACCAAAAAGAGGGGAGAAAAGAGAAAGGGUGAAUCAGGAUGGUUUCAUCCUGAUGAAAGCAGAGACACAAAUGUGUAUGUUUCUGGUCUGCCUCCAGAUAUUACAGUGGAUGAAUUUAUACAGCUCAUGUCCACGUUUGGCAUUAUGAUGACAGAGCCUCAAACAGAGGAAUUUAAGGUCAAGCUUUACAAAGAUAAUCAAGGAAAUCUUAAAGGAGAUGGACUUUGCUGUUAUUUGAAGAGAGAGUCUGUGGAACUUGCAUUAAAACUUUUGGAUGAUGAUGAAAUUAGAGGCUACAGAUUACAUGUGGAGGUGGCAAAGUUUCCACUGAAAGGGGAAUAUGACACCUCAAAGAAGAAAAAGAAGUGCAAAGACUACAAGAAAAAGCUGUCUGUGUGGCAAAAGCACUUGGAUUGGAGACCUGAGAGAAGAGCUGGCCCAUCCCGAAUGCGCCACAAGCGAGUUGUCAUCACCAGAAAUAUGUUUCACCCUUGCAUAUCUCAAACGAAUGUUCAAGAAGCCGCAACUGAAAUGGAAUUUGAAGAACCUACAGAUGAAAAGAAGUCUGAAAAAACAGAAGAUGGGGGAGAACUUGAAGAAGAUGCUUCUGAAAAAGAUGCUAAAGAAAGUGGCCCUGAAAAAGAGGCUGAAGAAGACUGUCCCCAAAAGGAAUCUGAAGAGAGCUGCCUCGAAAGAGUGUUUGAGGAAGGCUCUCCCAAAAGAGUGCGUGAAGAAGACUUCCCCGACAGAGAGUCCGGAGAACGCAGCCCCGAGAAAGAGCAUGAAGAGGGUAGUCCUAAAAAAAAGUCGAAAGAGAAUGGUGCAGAAAGAGAGCCCAAAAAGAAGAGACUCAAAACAGAUCCUGAUGAGAACGGCCUUGAGAAAGGUUUUGAGAAAGAGGGCUCUGAGAAGGAAUUUAGUGAAAACAUUCUUAAAAAAUAGGUAGAAGAAAAUAACUCUGAAAAAUCAGAAUUCGAAGGUAACAGCUCUGGGAAAAUGUUUGAUGAAGAAGGCUCUGAGAAGGCGUUUGACGAAGAGUCAGAUGAGAAGGAAGAAGAUUCCACUGAGAGAGGGACUGUGGGUGAUUCAGGGAAUGUUAAGGAGGAAGGGCCCCUGUCCACAGGCAGCAGCUUUGUCCUCAGUAGUGAUGAUGACGAUGAAGACGAUGAUGACGUUUAAUCCCUUAAACUUGCUUUGUAGGGUGAUUCCUCCAUCUCCGUUUUGCCUCUGCUCCAGGGUAAUUACUAGUAGUGUUACAUGAACGUGUGCAUAGAGGUAGGAUGCCCUCAGAUCAAUGCAGUGAAGUGUUCGUGAUUAUCUGUACUGGCCAAUUUUAAAUAUAUGUGAACAAGACAA